This is a messenger RNA of Mauremys reevesii (Reeves's turtle), 1647 nucleotides long. It is a transcript of the gene HMOX1, whose product is annotated as heme oxygenase 1. Lineage: Eukaryota; Metazoa; Chordata; Testudines; Geoemydidae. Gene Ontology annotation, biological process: response to oxidative stress; heme oxidation; heme catabolic process. Gene Ontology annotation, molecular function: heme binding; heme oxygenase (decyclizing) activity. Bases 153 to 1043 code for a protein of 296 amino acids. The transcript is spliced from 5 exons. The record is from RefSeq and is a predicted model, not a curated record.
UGAUCUGAGCCUAGUAUAAAGCAGGAUGCAGAAGAAGGGCUGCUUAACUCCGAAGCUUCCCAGAGCCCUGAGAGAAGAGAGGAUAAAGCAGGGAAGGUGAGAGGAAGACAACAGAAGAGCAAGAAAGAGAAGGAAGGAAAGAAAGAAGAGAAAUGGAAGGUUCCAAGACACACAGCUCUGAAAGCAUGCCUGAAGACCUAUCAGAAGCCCUGAAGGAAGCCACCAAAGAGGUGCAUGAGCAGGCAGAGAGCACAGAGUUUAUGAAGAAUUUCCAGAGGGGGCAGGUGUCACUCCAGGAGUUUAAGAUGGUUAUGGCUUCUCUGUACUACAUCUACUCUGCUCUGGAAGAGGAGAUUGAGCGUAACAAGGAUCACCCGGCCUAUAUCCCCGUUUACUUCCCAGCUGAACUGCACCGUAAGACUGCCCUGCAAGAAGACUUGAAGUAUUUCUAUGGCCCAUUGUGGAGGGAAGAGAUCUCGUGUCCUGAGUCCACUCAGAAAUAUGUGAAUAGGCUCCACUACGUGGGCCAGCAUGAACCAGAGCUCCUGGUGGCCCAUGCCUACACUCGGUACCUGGGAGACCUAUCUGGCGGGCAGGUGUUGAAGAAGAUUGCCCAGAAAGCUCUCCACCUACCCAGUACUGGAGAAGGACUGGAGUUCUUCACCUUUGAAGGGGUGUCCAAUGCCACAAAGUUCAAGCAGCUGUACCGCUCCCGGAUGAACUCCAUCGAGAUGGACCCAGCCACCAAGAAGAGAGUCUUGGAGGAAGCCAAGCGGGCAUUCUUGCUGAAUAUACAGGUGUUUGAGGAACUGCAGAAAUUGGUGUCCCAGUCCCAUGAGAACGGUCACCCUGCACAACAGAAGCCAGAGCUUCGCACAAGAAGCACCAGUGGAGCACAUGAGCAUGGACCAGCCCCUGUGAAAGAAGGUGAAAAGACAUCGAUGAAGCACACAGACAUGUUGCCUAGCACUCCACUGGUACGGUGGAUUCUUGCUCUCAGCUUCCUAGUGACAACGGUUGCUGUGGGCUUGUUUGCCAUGUGAACAGAAGAGACACGAGGCCUUGCCCUCCUGCUACUCCCUCCUCAAACUAACACACCUAAUGCCAUCCAUCCUGCCCUCUACCCGGACACUCUGAUCUUGGCUGUGCCACUAACACUUUUCCAAUGGAUUCAGAGGACUCUGCAGGCUUCGUGUGAAUUCUCUCUGAUCUGUGCUGAGAGCAUUUCUGAACCCACAGACUGAACUUGGCCAAAAAGCUGAGGCAGAAUCCGAAAGGUCGUGAAAGGCAUUGCUGGGACCUGGCACCGCUUCAGACAGUUCCUGCAAAGAGCCCCAGAUGUAAAGCACAGGUCUGGUAGCUUCCCUGCUGCCUGGGGAAAAAGCCUUACUGGUGCUUUGUUCACUCAGUGUUCUGUACAGCUGGCUGAUGCAGCAACCAUUGCUUCUGGGGAGUUAUGAGGCUCCCCUCAGAUUGUAGACUGUUUUAUAUGACACUAUUAGCCUGUUUUAUAGCAUAUUUUCCCAAUCAUGUCUCUGAUCAAUUAUGUUUUGAGACAGCAGAAUGCAGUUGUUGAAAAUACAGUGUUGUCCUGGUGUCCUGUCUGUAUAAUUUAUACACUAACAAUAAACCUCAAUGUAAGAUGAC